AUGCUCGUUGCGCCUCCCGUCUGGACGGCGCGUGGCCUCGCCGCUCUCUCCUCUCCGCGGCUGGCCCAAUCGGCGGCUGUGCUCCACCUCUGCGGCAGUCGCCUCCUCGUGAACGGCGCGGUGGCCCUGCUACGGGCGGCCUCCUCGCGGCCGGCAGCGGGUCUGCCGCUACUUUGGGCAAUGAAGCAGACCGCGUUCCGGCACUUCACGGCCGGUGAAUCACUCGCUGACGUGCGAGCCGCGGCCGCGACGCUUGCGCCUGCCGGGGUGCGGAUGAUUGUCGACCACAGCACGGAGGAGUCGGAGGCUGCGGAUGCGCGGCAAGCCAAUCUGCGUGCCAAGGUCGCGCUCCUGGGCAAGCUUCGGGCGGAGCUGGCGGGCGAGUGCGUCUUUGUGCCGAUCAAGCUGACCGCCCUCGCCUCGCCCACGCUGCUCGAGCGACUCACCGCGGCCACGCUCACGGCCGCCGAGGAGGGCGAGCUCGAGGAGGGCCUCGCGCUGCUGCGCGCCCUGGCUGCGGCUGCGCGCGAGGAGGGCAUCUCGCUGCUGCUCGACGCGGAGCAGACUCACCGACAGCCUGGCAUCACGCUUCUAGCGCGGCUGCUCGCCUCCGAGUUCAACGCGCCCGGCGCCGAGCGGCCGGUGGUGUACCACACGGUGCAGGCGUACUUGCGCAGCGCGGAGCACGAAGUGGAGGCGGAGCUUGAGGCCGCGCGCGGGGGCGGCUACUCGUUCGCGGCCAAGCUUGUGCGCGGCGCGUACCGCCACACGGAGCUGUCGCGUGCGCCUGCGGCGCUGCAGCCGAGCAAGAGCCACACCGACGCCGCGUACGACACAUUGGACGCGCUCAAGCUGCCGCGCUCCGACCCGUGUGUGCACUUGGCGCAGAUACAGGGCAUGGCGGACGACCUCACCCUCACUCUCGGGCUAAUGGGGUACAACGCGCUCAAGCUGAUGCCGUACGGACACUUCGACGAGGUGCUGCCGUGGCUGCUGCGGCGGCUCGAGGAGAACCAGGACGCGCUCGGCGCGGCGGGCGAGGAGCGGCCCCUCCUCCGGCAUGAGAUGCGGCGGCGACUUCUCGGCAGCUCGGCCGCUUAA
Messenger RNA from Emiliania huxleyi CCMP1516, 1101 nucleotides. Its product is annotated as proline dehydrogenase. The transcript has 3 exons. Gene Ontology annotation, molecular function: FAD binding; proline dehydrogenase activity. Bases 1 to 1101 code for a protein of 366 amino acids. Lineage: Eukaryota; Haptophyta; Isochrysidales; Noelaerhabdaceae. The record is from RefSeq and is a predicted model, not a curated record. Gene Ontology annotation, cellular component: mitochondrion.